Guillardia theta CCMP2712 is the source of this 822-nucleotide messenger RNA. RefSeq lists its product as hypothetical. Bases 1 to 822 code for a protein of 273 amino acids. The record is from RefSeq and is a predicted model, not a curated record. Lineage: Eukaryota; Cryptophyceae; Pyrenomonadales; Geminigeraceae. The transcript has a single exon.
AUGAUGAUGAUCAGCCAGAAGCAAGAUGACUUGAACGGAUAUCAUGUCGUGCAGCAAGACAAGUUCAUGUACUGUGGCUUCAUCCAGGACGGCAUACCCAACGGGUUCGGCUCCAUCCUCUGGCCUGACGGCUCCGAGUACCACGGGGAGAUGAAGGGAGGGAGGAUGCACGGGGAAGGCCUCUACGUCUUCCAGGACAGGAGGCAGUUCCGAGGGAAGUUCGAGGGAGGCAACCCAGUGUCAGGCAGGAUGAGGGAUGAAGCUGGAGCUCUGCUGGGUCUGACGUUCGAUGGGGCCCAGCCGAUCUGGGAGGAGCCGACGCCUGUGCAGCGCGAUGAGCUGCCUGCUCGCGUCCUCCCGGAGUUUCGGCUCGACACCUGCGCCAGCAUCCUCCUUUCGCAUGCCCAGGAACAGCUCCCUCCUCCUCCUCAGCUCACCCCCCACCAUUACAGGCACAUGCGCGACGUCUCAGCUCGGGUGGUCUGGGCUCGUCCAAGCUACGCUGACGUUCCUCUCUGGAACGCCGCGGAGGUUCGCGGCAAGAUCGUCGCCGUCCUGCGAGGCCCCAAACCUCCAGCAAGGGCCGUACCUUACAACAUCAAGGUCCUCCAUGCCCAGCAGGCUGGAGCUGCUGGGGUCGUGCUGGUGGACCCCGAGAUCACGACGGAGCCGUUGAUCGCGCGAGUUCACGACGAGCCGGCGGUCAAGAUCGUGAUUCCUGUGUGCGCGACGGUCAACACGCCGAACAAGCCGCGGGGGAGCAGCCUGCUGGUCAACGACGCGAUGGUGAGCAUGGUGUUCGCUCCUCUGGGGCUCAAGUGA